This is a messenger RNA of Grosmannia clavigera kw1407, 1647 nucleotides long. Its product is annotated as gaba permease. Gene Ontology annotation, cellular component: membrane. Bases 1 to 1647 code for a protein of 548 amino acids. Gene Ontology annotation, biological process: transmembrane transport. The record is from RefSeq and is a predicted model, not a curated record. NCBI's taxonomy places the organism in Eukaryota, Fungi, Ascomycota, Sordariomycetes, Ophiostomatales, Ophiostomataceae. Gene Ontology annotation, molecular function: transmembrane transporter activity. The transcript has 7 exons.
AUGGCGACUAAACCCGUGUCCGACAUAGAGGCUUUGGCCCAAGAUGACCCCCAUACGGCGAUCCCGGAGGGAGGCAUGCCGCUCUCAGGCACAGCUGAUGCUGAGCUUCUGGCCAAGAUGGGCUACAAGCAGGAGCUGAAGCGCAACUUCAGCACGCUCGAGGUCUUUGGCAUCGCCUUUUCCAUCAUGGGCUUGCUGCCGUCCAUCGCCAGCACGCUGUCCUUCUCGCUGCCAGCCGGCGGUUCCGGCAUGGUCUGGUCCUGGUUCCUGGCCAGCGGCUGCAUCUUCAUGGUCGGCCUGGCCAUGGCUGAUCUCGGCAGCGCCAUGCCCACGAGCGGCGGCCUCUACUACUGGACGCACUACUACGCCAGUCCACGCACACGCAACUACCUCUGCUUCCUGGUCGGCUACAGCAACAGUCUCGGCCUCGUCGGCGGCCUCUGCAGCAUCGACUACGGCUUUGCCCUGAUGUUCUGCUCUGUCAUCGUCGUCUCCAAGGACGGCAACUGGGAGCCGUCCAACGGAAUCGUAUACGUCGUCUUCCUCGUCUGCGUCCUGACCCACGGCGUCCUGGCCUCGGUCUUGAAUAAGUAUAUGGCCAAGCUGCAGUCUGUCGCCGUAUUUAUGAACAUCGCCCUGAUCCUGUCGACCAUCAUCGCGCUGCCCAUCGGGAUGAAGAACGCUCGCAACGACGGCCACUUUAUUUUUGCCUCGCUGCAGAACCUCACCACCUGGCCCAAGGGCUGGGCUUUCAUGCUCGCCUGGCUGUCGCCCAUCUGGACCAUUGGCGCGUUUGAUUCCUGCGUUCACAUGUCCGAGGAAGCUUCCAACGCGGCAAAAGCCGUGCCUCUGGGCAUCUUGUCGUCUAUCGGCAUGUGCUGGGGUCUCGGCUUCGUCAUCGUCAUCGUUCUGGCCGCGUGCAUCGACCCGAAUCUGGAGAACGUGCUUGGCUCUUCCUUUGGUCAGCCAAUGGCCCAGAUCUACUACGACGCGUUCGGAAAGAAGGGCACCCUGGGCUUCAUGUCCUUUCUCUUCAUCGUGCAGUACCUGAUGGGCCUUUCGAUCGUUGUGGCAUCCUCGCGCCAGAUGUGGGCAUUCUCGCGGGACGGCGCCCUCCCGUUUUCGUCCUUCUUCCGGCCUAUCUCCAAGACGUUUGGCUACAUUCCGCUGCGCACCAUCUGGGGCAGCGUCUUCCUGGCCAUCAUCCUCGGCCUCCUGUGUCUGAUCGCAUCGGCCGCCGCGUCGGCUCUCUUCUCGCUCGCCGUCGCCGGCAACAAUCUGGCCUGGGGUCUGCCCAUCUUCUCUCGCAUUGUCUGGGGUAACGCGCGAUUUACACCCGGCGCCUUUUACACCGGCGCUUUCUCCAAGCCAAUUGCCUGGUUCUCCGUCGUAUUCCUGUGCUUCGGCAUCGUCCUGUCCAUGUUCCCGUUGUCUGGCCCGAACCCGGAUCCCCAGUCGAUGAACUACACCGUCGUCAUCAACAUGGGUGUGUGGGGCAGCGCAUCGCUCUACUACUUGAUCGACGCGCGGAAGUGGUUCACGGGCCCGAAGACGACGCUCGACGACGAAGGCAUCGCUGGCGUUGACGCGCCCGAGCUGGCCAGCUCUGACGAAGCGGUGGAGUCCGAAAAGCAGAAGCAGGGGUAG